Molecule: messenger RNA, 2100 nt
Organism: Stomoxys calcitrans (stable fly)
Lineage: Eukaryota; Metazoa; Arthropoda; Insecta; Diptera; Muscidae
Product: protein gurken
Exons: 3
Coding region: 532-1377 (281 amino acids)
Biological process (GO): epidermal growth factor receptor signaling pathway
Molecular function (GO): epidermal growth factor receptor binding; receptor ligand activity
Source: RefSeq, a predicted model, not a curated record
CCCCAAUCUCCCAGUCUCACAUCGUACGAUCAUUGAUAAAGUUCUCAAAGCAGAAUCGGGCGAACACGUUACGCGCUGUCUAUUUUUGAAGGCAUUACAGAAACAAAUCUCCGCCGUCUGUCGUGUGUUGUUCUAGUCGUCUGUCCGCCAAAUCUAUAUAUCGGAAAAUGAAAAUGUGUUGUUAGGAACAACAAUACGUUCAAUACAAGUGAUCCCGAGAAAGCGAAAAAAGCGACAAAGAACGGGCCAAAAGUACUUGACAAAGAUGUGCGGCAUUAUCCAAACCCAUUAAUGAACUGUUGCAACUAAAUGAAAAAGAACUCCCCUAUUCUCCUCAUCCUUCGCGCCCAUAGCCAUUCCUUUAUUGCAGUGAUUCACUUACUCACACUCGAUUGUCCAAUGAAUUUCGUUGGUGUUGUCAACACACGUGUCUCGGACGUUUCAUCCUAGGUGCCCCCAUCGCAAUACCACCGCUACGGCGUCGGAACGCUGCUAGUGGCGAGCUAUUGCCUCCAUCAGAAUUUAGAGAAAAUGCAAAUUCCGAAAAAUUUGCUGCGAGUAAUUUUCAUGCUGUCAACAAUUGUCGCAGUCACAGAUUGUUGUUCUAGCCGAAUUUUAUUCCUCAAGGAGCAGACCUUUAACGUUAUACAACAACACAAAAUGCAACAGUACCAAAGUGAUGACCAACAUCAACCGAUGAAUGAGAAAUUUGAACAACAUGUUUACAACAGCAACACCGGAUCGUCGGAUAAGAUAUUCAAUAAAAACCACACCAAUGUCAAUGUGGAUGACGAAUCGCCCUCUGGCGAUGAGCAGACAAACGCCGAUGGUUUAAGCACAGCUGAAAACUCGGCCCACUUGGAUAGGCCGCCUCCGGCAGGUGAUGGCUACGCUGAUAUGCCCUUCGAAGAGCCACAAAGUCCAUCACAAUUCAUUGCGGAUCCUGCCGUGCGAGAGCAAUUGGGCGAUAACAAGGGCUACCAGCUAUUCGAUAUCUACUACACGAUAAUGAGAGACGUUCUCUCUUUCGCAUGCACCGGCCAAUUUUUGACGGAGUUCUGUUUGAACGGAGGACGCUGCUUUCGUUAUCCAGUCGGAAAUCACAGUUUCUUUUCCUGUGAGUGUGCCGAUGGCUAUGUGGGUGAACGUUGCGAAUCGAAGAGUGUUAAUGGAGUUAUUGUACCCACGCCUGGGUUGGAUGCCAAGCCGCCAAAAAUUCUAACCGCCCGAGUUGUGUUUUCGUUUCCCAUGCUGAUUUUUCUUUCGGUCACCUAUCUUUUCUUCGGCAUGGCCAUCGUCUUCAAAUGCCAACCGUCCUUUAGGCAUAAAAAUGCGCCGACACAUACUUCACGAGCAGCCGGUCUGCUCUUCUCGUGAACGUGUCAUCUCCCAUUAACGCGAGAUAAGUGCAAUCUUUCUUCAAUACGGCUCGCUCACGUCGCUCGUCGUAUAUCCGCUGCAAGGAAAAGCUUUUCCUCAACGCCGGUUCCGGUUCGAACGUUUCGUUAACCUAAACACCUAAACUAAAUUUAACCUUAACAUAAUAUAAUAGUAAUUAACCUUAUUCGUAGAUUAGAUUUUUUUUGAAUUCAAAACGAAUUUUUGAUAUUCUUAAGUCCUUCAUCUAGUUUUUGCGAGACUGCGCGCAGUAUGUAGUAUUUUUUUUUCUCAAAAAAUCGUUAUUUUUCUUUCUAGUUUUUCUUAAGUAGAUUUUGAUUCGCCGUAGUUGUUUUUUCUUAUCAUUUAUUUUCUUUGCACUUUGCACAAGAAGGAUCAUUUCCCAUGGGACCUGCUCCGAAAAAGCGCGCUUUUUCCCCCACCUUAAUGUUUAUUUAUAUACGUGGCUGCGUACAUUUGCCAACAAAUUUAUACAAUUCUACAUCUAUUAUUCUAACUGUAGUACUGAAGGCGCUUUCAGACUUUCAGAACAAAAUUUAUAUCGUAUUUUAUUAUCCGUAGUGCACUCCGAUUUUGUAACUUUCGAGUUACCCUCGUCAUCUUUUUUCAGAUGUCUUUAUUUUGUUAAUUGUCGCUUGUAAGAAAACACUCACAUAAAGCUUAUUUUAUACAACUAAUAAAAUGACGUAUACUAUUUGACAA